AUGGUCCCCAAUGAAGACAAUCAAUAUGUGGGGAUUAUCGAACUGCUUCAGUAUUUUAAAUGGUCGUGGAUUGGGAUUUUUGCUGUUGAUAAUAACAGUGGAGAACAUUUCUUGCAAACUAUUGAGCCUUUACUUUCUGAGAAAAGAAUGUGUUCGGCAUUUAUACAACGAAUCCCGCAACUAGCCCGUUUAGAUAAAAUGCAGGAAUAUGCUAGACUUGCUGGAGAUAUUUACAUGCAUUUCACCAAUGAGAAUGUAACUGUGUUUCUCCUCUAUGGAGCAUCUUUGACAAUUUCAUGGCUCAGAAGUGUUUUAUUUCUAGUGGACCCUGAAAAUACUGAGAAAAUAACAUUUCAGAAGGUAUGGAUCAUGACAUCUGAGAUUGAUUUCAUAUUAACAGGUUUUCAAAAACGCUUAGAUCUUGAAUUAUUUUAUGGAUCUCUUUCCUUUACUCCUCACUCCAAAAACAUUCUGGCCUUUAAAGAUUUUCUUCAUACCAUAAAACCUAAUACUAUCAAAGAAGAUAGGUUUAUUAAGGAUUUCUGGGAGGAAGCCUUUGACUGUUUUUUGCCAGAUCCAGAGAAGGUCAUAGGGGAUGGCAAUGUGUGUACUGGAGAGGAGAACCUGGAGAGUCUUCCUGGGUCUCAGUUUGAAAUGAGCAUGACAGGCCACAGCUACAGUAUCUACAAUGGGGUUUAUGCCGUGGCUCAUUCUUUGCAUGACCUCUCCUUAUUCAGAUCCAAACACAGAACUAGGGUGGGCGAUCAUGUAUCUGAACUUCCAGAUCUCCAACCCUGGCAGCUCCAACCAUUUCUUCAAGGCAUUGCAUUUAACAACUCAGCUGGAGAACUUGUGUCCUUUAAUGAUAAAAGAGAGGUGAAAGGUGGAUUUGACAUCAUGAACAUAGUCACAUUUCCUAAUAGCUCCUUCCAGAGAGUGAAAGUAGGAAUGCUGGAUCCAAGUGCUUCAGGAGGAAAAAAAAUCACUCUUAAUGGAGAUACCAUUCUUUGGCACAGGGAUUUUAAUCAGGUCCUUCCAUUUUCUCUUUGUAAUGAACACUGUCAUCCUGGAAACUGGAAAAAAAGGAAGGAAGGAGAAAAAUUCUGCUGCUAUGAUUGUGUUCCAUGCCCUGAGGGGAAGAUGUCUAACACAAUGGAUGUGGAUGACUGUUUCCAAUGCCCUGAAGAUCAAUAUGCAAACAGAGACCAAGAUGGAUGUAUCCCUAAAAAGAUAACUUUCCUAUCAUAUGCUGAACCUCUGGGAAUCGCCUUAGUUUCCAUUUCCCUUUCCUUCUCACUGAUCACGGCCUUUGUGUUUUGGUCCUUUAUUAAACACAAAGACAGUCCCAUUGUCAAAGCCAACAACCGAGAUCUCACCUACAUCCUUCUUCUCUCCAUCCUGCUCUGCUUCCUCACCUCUUCACUCUUCCUGGUGCAACCAGGAAAAGUGACCUGCUUUCUCAGACAAUCUGCUUUUGGGAUCAUCUUCUCGUUUGCUGUUUCUUGUGUGUUAGCCAAAACCAUCAUUGUUUCUCUGGCAUUCAUGGCUACAAAGCCUGGGUCCAGGAUGAGGAGAUGGGUGGGGAAAAGAUUGGCCUUUUCCAUUGUCUUUUCCUGCUCUCUUCUCCAAGCCAGCAUUUGUACUGUGUGGUUGUCAACCUCUCCCCCAUUCCCUGAGUUAGACAUGCACUCAAUUACUGAAGAAAUCCUCCUCCAAUGCAAUGAAGGGUCAUCCUCCAUGUUCUAUUGUGUCCUGGGCUACAUGGGCCUCCUGGCCAUAGCCAGCUUCAUUGUGGCCUUCCUUGCCCGCAAAUUGCCUGACAGCUUUAAUGAAGCCAAGUUCAUCACCUUCAGCAUGUUGGCCUUCUGCAGUGUGUGGAUCUCCUUUGUUCCAACCUAUCUGAGCACCCGAGGAAAAGCCAUGGUGGCUGUGGAGGUCUUUUCCAUCUUGUCUUCUGGUGCUGGGUUACUGUGCUGUAUUUUUUUCCCCAAAUGCUACAUCAUCAUGCUGAGGCCUGAAUUAAGCAAGAGGAAGUUAUUAAUAAGAGGCAAGGAGUAA
This is a messenger RNA of Python bivittatus (Burmese python), 2058 nucleotides long. The record is from RefSeq and is a predicted model, not a curated record. NCBI's taxonomy places the organism in Eukaryota, Metazoa, Chordata, Lepidosauria, Squamata, Pythonidae.